Molecule: messenger RNA, 2575 nt
Organism: Saccoglossus kowalevskii
Lineage: Eukaryota; Metazoa; Hemichordata; Enteropneusta; Harrimaniidae
Product: periodic tryptophan protein 2 homolog
Biological process (GO): maturation of SSU-rRNA from tricistronic rRNA transcript (SSU-rRNA, 5.8S rRNA, LSU-rRNA); ribosomal small subunit assembly
Cellular component (GO): Pwp2p-containing subcomplex of 90S preribosome; small-subunit processome
Molecular function (GO): protein binding
Source: RefSeq, a predicted model, not a curated record
AGACGGGUCACUGAAUAUCUGGGAAUGUAGCGUGGAUUUAGAUGAUUUGGAGGUUAGAGAAGAGAAACAACAAACUAAACAAACUCAGGAGGAGGAUGCGAGCAAUGAUAAAGAAGAUGAAAAUAAGAAAGAGAUGGUUAGAUAUAAAAGAAUCGCAAAACAUUAUUUCAACCAAGAGGGAGAUUUCAAUAAUUUAACGGCGGUUGACUUUCACAAAUCCAGUCAUAUCUUGGUCACUGGAUUUCAGUCUGGUGCUUUUUAUUUACAUGAGUUGCCAGAAUUCAACAACAUACACUCAUUGAGCAUUUCUGACCAAAGUAUUGCGGCCGUAACCUUUAACCUUACUGGUGAUUGGAUAGCACUAGGAUGCUCCGGACUUGGUCAGCUGUUGGUCUGGGAAUGGCAGAGUGAGUCUUAUGUAUUAAAGCAACAAGGUCACUUCAAUAAUAUGACAUGUUUAGAUUAUUCUCCAGAUGGUCAAUAUAUUGUGACUGGUGGUGAUGAUAGUAAGGUCAAGGUAUGGAACACCAACAAUGGAUUCUGUUUUGUGACAUUUUCUGAACACACUGCUGGCAUAACUGGAAUACAGUUUAAUUCUAAUGGUCAUGUGAUCGUAUCGGCCUCGUUAGACGGGACUGUCAGAGCAUUUGACCUACACAGGUAUCGUAACUUUCGUACAUUCACGUCACCUCGUCCAGCACAGUUUCAGUGUUUAGCGUUAGAUAGUAGCAGUGAGUUCGUCUGCGCCGGAUCUAUGGACACGUUUGAAAUAUUUGUAUGGUCAAUGCAAACUGGUAGAUUACUGGAGGUAUUGGCUGGACAUCAAGGACCUGUUGUGUCAGUCAGAUUCAGUCCUACAGAAGCCAUAUUGGCUAGUGCAUCAUGGGAUAAAAGUAUGAAAUUAUGGGAUGUUUUUGAACAUAAAGGAGUCAGAGAAUCUUUCCUGCUCAAUUCAGAUGCACUGUGUGUUGCAUACCGUCCAGAUGGUAGAGAGGUUGCCGUAGCAACACUGAACUGCCAGAUAACAUUUUUUGAUGUAGGAACAGGUACACAGACCGGUAGCAUCGAAGGACGGCACGACUUGGGUUCUGGACGUAGAGACACUGAUUUAAUUACUGCUAAGACUGCAUCAAAGUCAAAGGCUUUCACAACAAUGUGUUAUUCUGCAGAUGGACAAUGUAUUCUAGCUUCCGGCAAAUCUAAACACAUCUGUAUUUACAACAUAAAAGAACAAAUUUUGUUGAAAAAAUUUGAAAUUUCACAUAAUUUAUCUCUUGAUGCCAUGGAGGAAUUUCUAGAUCGUCGUAAAAUGACAGAAUUUGGCAGUGUUGCUCUGAUCGAUGAUGUCGAUGAUGAUGAACAAACUGUUUUGACGUUGCCAGGUGUCAAAAAAGGAGAUCUGAGCUCCAGGUCAUUCAAACCGGAAAUCAACGUAACAUGCGUCAGAUUUUCACCAACAGGUCGUUCCUGGUCAGCAACGACAACUGAAGGCCUCCUUGUGUACUCUCUUGACCAUUCCAUGACCUUUGACCCAUAUGACCUCACAGUUGAUGUGACCCCUGACACCAUCCGCAGUAAUUUAUUCACAAAGGACUACUCCAAUGCUCUGAUGCUGAGUUUUAAACUGAAUGAGAAAAAUCUGAUUGAGGAAGUGGUUGAGAGCAUCCCGCCCAGUGAAGGUCAAUGUUCUGCAAGUCAGAAGGUAUGUUCUGCAAGUCAGAAGACAUGUUCUGCAAGUCAGAAGGCAUGUUCUGAAAGUCAGAAGGUAUGUUCUGAAAGUCAGAAGGUAUGUUCUGAAAGUCAGAAGGUAUGUUCUGAAAGUCAGAAGGUAUGUUCUGCAAGUCAGAAGGUAUGUUCUGCAAGUCAGAAGGUAUGUUCUGCAAGUCAGAAGGUAUGUUCUGAACGUCAGGAGGUAUGUUCUGAAAGUCAGAAGGUAUGUUCUGAAAGUCAGAAGGUAUGUCCUGAAAGUCAGAAGGUAUGUUCUGAAAGUCAGAAGGUAUGUUCUGAAAGUCAGAAGGUGUGUUCUGAAAGUCAGAAGGCAUGUUCUGAAAGUCAGAAGGCAUGUUUUGAAAGUCAGAAGGCAUGUUCUGAAAGUCAGGAGGUAUGUUCUGAAAGUCAGAAGGUAUGUUCUGAAAGUCAGAAGGUAUGUCCUGAAAGUCAGAAGGCAUGUUCUGAAAGUCAGAAGGCAUGUUCUGCAAGUCAGAAGGCAUGUUCUGCAAGUCAGAAGGUAUGUUCUGAACGUCAGGAGGUAUGUUCUGAAAGUCAGAAGGGAUGUUCUGAAAGUCAGAAGGCAUGUUCUGAAAGUCAGAAGGUAUGUUCUGAAAGUCAGAAGGGAUGUUCUGAAAGUCAGAAGGCAUGUUCUGCAAGUCAGAAGGUAUGUUCUGCAAGUCAGAAGGUAUGUUCUGAAAGUCAGAAGGUAUGUUCUGAAAGUCAGAAGGUAUGUUCUGCAAGUCAGAAGGUAUGUCCUGAAAGUCAGAAGGUAUGUUCUGAAAGUCAGAAGGUAUGUCCUGAAAGUCAGAAGGUAUGUUCUGAAAGUCAGAAGGUAUGUUCUGAAAGUCAGAAGGUCAAUUAUUAG